Molecule: messenger RNA, 3758 nt
Organism: Coccinella septempunctata (seven-spotted ladybird)
Lineage: Eukaryota; Metazoa; Arthropoda; Insecta; Coleoptera; Coccinellidae
Product: nephrin-like
Exons: 16
Coding region: 404-3016 (870 amino acids)
Molecular function (GO): protein binding
Source: RefSeq, a predicted model, not a curated record
CGCAACAUUUGUGGUUCGGUAUCUAGUAGGCGUCGGACGAGCUGCGGAGCGUUCGUCAAACCGCGAAAACCGAAGACGUCGACGUCUGCGAGCGAUGUGAAACGGCCCCCGCCCACUUGCAAUUUUCAGCUGCGGAAAAUAUGAGAUCUUGAGGAUUUUCUCCCGAUCAACGACAGUGUUUGUGAAAAGUUUCGAUUCUUGUAUAUUGUGUUGAGAUAUUCUCGUGAAAUUGCAGUAAAUUCGGUGACAAACUACUCGAGGAUUUUUAUUGUGGACAAAUCGCGUGAAAGUUUCAGUCCUCGAGGAUCUGAAUCGAUUCAGAUUGAACAAGGAAUAAAAGGAUUCUUCAUAAGGUGAUGGUGAUUGAAAGCAACCGUGUCUUCUUGUGAAUCAAUUAAGAAAAAUGAUGAUCAGCACAACUACUCAUGUUUUGACUCUUUUUCCACUGAUGGUUGUUCUUCAGAACGUGAAAGGAAAUAUAAGAACCCAGGAGCCGCCGAAUCAGUUGCAGGAGUUUGUUAAGAAUUAUCGCACUUCACGGAGUUACUCGACUGUGGAAGUUAAAGUUAUCGAAAAAGGUGUGGCAUUUUUACCAUGUGAUCUCUCACCACCAAAGUAUGCAGACAGAAUUCUUAUUAUCGCAUGGUACAAGGAAGAUGGUGAUCCUAUUUUCAGUUAUGAUCAGAGGACUAUGCCUCCCGUGGAAUGGCGAAAUACAUCGAUACAAUUCCGACAUCUUUCCUUCACUUUCAAAAAACCGGCAACACUCAUAUUGAGUAAUAUUUUAGAGAAGGACGAAGGUGUGUAUAGAUGUAGAAUAGAUUAUUCCUCAUCGGCUACAAAAAAUCACUGGAUAGAACUGGAGGUAGUAGUUCCACCGAAAAAAUUGACCAUAAUCGAUGAGAAGGGCCGUCACUUGUCCUCGACAGCAGGGCCGUACGAUGAAGGGGGCUCAAUGAUUCUUAAAUGCGUCGUAAUUGGAGGAAAACCAUCUUCCGAAAUUGUAUGGCUGAAGAAUGACAGACCCAUCGAAUCCACAAGAUUCAAUAGUGGUUCUCCAGAAUCGCAGUUGUCCAUAGCCCAGUUGGCGCGUUCCAACGUCCACGACACUUACACAUGUCGAGCUUCCAAUAACAAUAUAACUUUACCCUUACGAAAGAUCAUCAGGGUUGACAUAAAUCUUGGACCACUCUUUGUGAAAAUAAUGAACGAUAACUCAUUCUCUGUUGGCAAAAAACAUACCAUAUCUUGCCUCACCCAUGGUUCGAAGCCACCUGCAAAAAUAAUUUGGCUGAUUGACAACCAGGUCGUGGAUAAAAGAAGAUUUCUUGUCGAUCAAAUCUAUUCUACGGAUGGUAACUCUACUACAUCAAUUCUGUCAUUUACGCCAACACGUGAUGAGAAUGGAUUAACACUGACUUGCCGCGCGUUGAACACCCUUCUGGCAUAUAGAAUAUUGGAAGAUUCUAUAAAAUUAAAUGUAACAUAUAUGCCGCAGACAACCAUAUAUCUGGGGAAAAAUUUAAAGGCAGAAUACAUUCAAGAAGGACAUGAUGUAUACUUCGAAUGUGAGGUAGAUGCUAAUCCUGCGUCGAAUAAACUCAUGUGGUUCCAUAAUGGUAAAUUAUUGAAGGACAAUAAAAAGAAUGAUAUCUCCUUAAACCACAAUGCUUUAGUACUUCGGAAUAUAACGAAACACCAAAAUGGAAACUAUUCAUGUGUAGCUACAAACGACGAAGGUAUCGGAAAGAGCAACAAUUUCCACCUCAGGAUAAUGUACAAACCCAUUUGUAAAGCAAACCAGCCACGUGUCUACGGCGUAGCCAGACAUGAACUGGCCAAAAUUCUUUGCGAAGUAGAAUCACAUCCUCCACCUAAUACUUUCAAAUGGAGCUUUAAUAACUCCGCCGAGAAUAUAGACAUCCUACCAUCGAGGAAACUCUCGUCGAUAAAUCGGUUUAUAUCAAUAGUUACUUAUAAACCGAUUUAUGAGCUAGAUUACGGCACAAUACUCUGUUGGGCUUCAAAUGCAGCUGGCAAACAAUCGGAACCUUGCGUCUUUCACAUAGUACCAGCUGGAAAACCAGAUCGCCCCUACAAUUGUACCAUUUUGAAUACAUCCAGCUACUCCCUAGAAAUCAAGUGUGUAGAGGGAUUCGAUGGGGGCCUUCCACAAACUGCACAAGUGUCAGUUUACGAUCAGAUAACAUCUGUAUUGAUAUCCAGUGUUUCAGCGUCAUUUCCCAUGUUUCUGGUAGAUAAUCUGGAGCCUGGAAAAUUGUUGAAAAUAGAAGUAUAUGCUGUUAAUUCGAAGGGGAGGAGCGAACCAGUUGUUCUCUCGGGAUAUACCCUGCUCGAUGCCGAGAAAAGAUCAGUUCUUUCGAUGGAUGUCCAAAGCCGUUUGGAAAUCGUGCCAGUGUUGGGGGCGAUUGUUGGUUUCGUCAUCAUGGUGGUUAUAGUUUCCAUCGCGGCUUUUAUAAUUGUUCGGCUCAAAAUGUGUAAAUUACGUAGAAACUCUCCCGUGUUUUCCGUGGACAAUUCUAAAUCGAACCUGAGUGUGCAAAAGAGGCCAAAUGGUAGAGAUUUCCUUGAAAAAGAUGAAAAUAAUCCGGAUAUCAUCCCAGUUUAUACAAAUUUACAGCAGCUCAGUUCGAAUAAUUCCAAUCAGCAUUCCCCGCAAGACAACAUUUUCACCCCUCUAACAGAAGCUUUUCUUGCCAAGAAUAGAGAGCAAGAGUUGUAUUCGCUCAAUUAUGCAGAAUUGGCUCCAUUACAAACUGGUGGUUCCAAGAAUAAAAAGUUUACGCCUUCCAGAAUGAAAGAUAAGGUCAUUUAUGCAGAAAUUGAGCACGACGGCAAAGAUGAAAUCCCGUCGAAGUUUGCAACAGGAUUGGUCGUCGAUUCUGAGAAUUCUUCUUUACCAUUAGGAAAAACCAGAAAUUAUGCAGAAUCUAAGAGAGAAGUGGUUACAACAAAAGGGCCGUUCUUGGGUUAUCAUCAAGAAAGUUGUGUUUAAGUGUUGAACUGUAACUUCAUUGGUUGAAUACAAAUAUUUUCGAGUGAUGAGUGCAAAGGUGGAUCCUUAAUUUAUCCAAUUACUUUAAAUAAUGAAUAGAUCUGGUCAUCUACUAUGUAUAAUUUUCUCGAGAUAAAGAAUUGUUUUUUAAUAAUAAUCUGGUUGUGUUGAAAAUUUCACAGAGGGACAUAAUGCGGUAUAUCCUGAAAUUUUUUAGAUUCAACCAUUUUACAUAACUAUGUAUUAAAUCUUUCCAAAUUGAAACUUAUAACAGAUAACCUGGAAACUUGAUUGGGAUUGUGAAUAUCCCUUACCUAUGAAAAUACUUUGAUUGAAUUUAUGACCUGUAUGCAUGAAUAGUUGAGCUGAAAAUAACAAUUUUCGGGUACCUACUUUAAAUGUUGAUCAAAUCAACGAAAAUAUAAAAAUUCGAUAAACAAUUUUAUCAGUCAUGAUUAUCGAACAAGAAUAAUGCAUUAUUUUUGUCCAUUCAACAUUAUAUUUAAGUUCUUGUUUAUAAUAAGAGGCAGAUUUUAUGAAAUUGUAAUAAGCAAUUUAAUGUUAUUUCUAGUAAUUCGGAGAUCAACCAUGUAUAUAAAUGUAUUUGCGUAAGUUUUCUUGAAUGUUUCGACUCUUUUUCCAUAUUGUAUAAAAUAAUGAUUAAUAUGAUGAAAUAGUGACAUGAUAUAAUCAACUCAAUCUGUACAUUAAAUGAUAACGAAAUAAAGACUCUUUUCAUAAA